Messenger RNA from Dromaius novaehollandiae (emu), 1879 nucleotides. RefSeq names its product inositol 1,4,5-trisphosphate receptor-interacting protein-like 1. Gene Ontology annotation, cellular component: membrane. The record is from RefSeq and is a predicted model, not a curated record. The coding region runs from base 211 to 1692 and encodes 493 amino acids. Lineage: Eukaryota; Metazoa; Chordata; Aves; Casuariiformes; Dromaiidae. The transcript has a single exon.
GGGCCUCAGGGCAGGCUUGGCAGCGUGGGCCCCACCACAGCCCCGCUCAGGCAGCGCUCGCGAGCCCCGGCCUUGCUGCUCCUCAGCUCCCUCGCCCCCUCUCCCAGCCUGCCCCUUCAUGCCUGCAGCUCCUGCCUCCCACCCUCACACAAGCUCCCUCCCACCCAGCCCAGCCCGCCUCACCUCCUGCUCUCCCAUCUCCUCUAGGCCAUGGCCGUGGCUGUUGUCCUCGUCCUGGCCGUGCUGGGCAUCGUCCUGCAUCCGCUGAAGGUCAGUGACCAGAUAGAUCUGGCCACGCAGCAGCAGAUGCAGCAGCGUGAGGAGCAGCUGAGGCAGGAGAUGACUCGGCUGCAGCAAGAGGUUGAAGAGCUCACUCAGGAGCCGCAGAGCGGACUCUUCCUGAAAGACAUGCUCUUCGCCACGUGGGACCUGGGGUUGUUUUGGGCCUUCACUGGAGGCCUCGUGCCGCUCCUUGGGCUCUGCUGGAUGGCCACGGAGCAGGACUUGGACAAGUCAGGGAGCAGCAGGGAGGAGAGCUCUUCCAGCAGUGACGAGGAAGAGGAAGCCCCUCUCAAAUGGGAUCCGGGCAGCAAUCUCCUGCAGCAAAUGCAGCUGCCAGUGCUGCGCCUGGCCAAUACGUGCAAGGUGGUGGAGGAGCUGGUGGCUGACCUGCUCCACGCCUGCUCUCUGGUCACCUUGAAGACUGCUCUGCUACGGCUGGAACCGUGCCUUGGGGUGGGCAGCACCUUCGAAGGCUGGAGCCCCCGGCGGGACACCGUCUACAGCCUGCUCGUGCCCCUGAAGCCACCAGCCGGGCACUGCUUCCACCUGGAGCUGGGCGCUGGCGGGGAGCUGCCGGAGAGGCAUGGCUGUGUUCGCGUGGAGCUGCAGUGCCUGUGCCGAAGGCAGCAGCUGCUGAGGGACGCGCGGUGCUUCCUGCACCAGCCCGAGGCUGAGCUGCGCAGCAACGAGGGCCCCUGCCUGCUGCAGUACCUGUGCACCGACUCCUGCCUGGACGUAGAGAAAUCCGCCCGCUGGCUCCAGCUAGUAGUGCCCGACGCCUGGCAGCUUUUACCCGCAUCCUACCACUGCCAGCUGACGGUGCUGCCCUCCUCGCGCUCCUGCAAGCUCUGGCUGGACAAUGCCAACGGGAGGUCCUUGUGCAUCGAGAUCCUGCUUGGGGUGCAGCAAGGCGACUCGGGGGUUUUCCUGACCAGCCAGGAGGCGAGGGCUGGCCUCACCAGCAGCACAACGUGGCUGGAGAGCUGCACCGUUCCAGAGAUGCUCUUCUUCAGGUUCGUGGCCACGCAGGCCCCGCGGCACAGCUGCCACCUGGCAUGUCUGCAGCUCUUUGCCCAUCUCCUGGAGGGCACAGGCUUCUCCACCUACUGCCUGAAAACAGCGCUCAUGCACCUCCUCACAGUCACACCGCUGACAGCUUGGCACAGAGCAGAUCUCCGGGAGCGGCUGGACGACACCCUGCAGUUCCUGCACCGCUGCCUGGAGGAGAAACAGCUGCCCCACUUCCUCCUGGGCAACGAGAGGGUGCCCAGGGAGGUUCCCCUGCCACCGGCCUUCCGAGCCGCCAGACCGCUCAACCUCUUCCAGCGCCUGGCGCACGAGCCGGCCGCCCACGCUCAGGCGCUGCGCGAGUUCAGCCAGCUGCAAGAUCGUCUCCGGAGCCUGUCCUAACGAUGCUGAAAGAGGCUUCUGGAAAUUCAACAAAAGCACACUUUGGGCAAGCUCACCCGAUCACGCUGAAGAUGCCCUUGCAAGCAGCCAUGCAACAGGGGCCCCUGUGAUCACCUGGACAGCAACCGCCCAGCCCUUUCGACAGAGCCCAGUCCCCACGGGAGCAGUACCCUAUGUACAGACCCCA